GGUUGUGGCUUUCACGAUGAUGGGACACAGUGAUGACUCUGACCUGGGAAGGGGAGAUGGGACCCCUCCGAGUAGACAAGGCAAAGGAAUGUUUGCCAACAGCCACCCGGCCUGUCGCCACCAGGCGGCAUGUCCCGCCGUGUCUCGGUGCCCCCGAGCCCAGGACUCCAUUUGCAGAGGACCCGAGUGGCCAGGGGUGGCGGGCAGGGCCAGGGGCCGCAAGGACACAGCGGUGCUCCCGGUGCCCGCCCCCCCGAGCCGAGCGGGGCGGAGCGGCAGGACUACACCUCCCGUGCUGCACCGGCGGCGGGCGGCCCUCCCGGGCUGACGCUGCCGGCGGCUCCCGGCGCCGCCUUUGUCCGUGCGGCGCUGGCGGCGCGGCCCCGGCGCAGGGACCAUCUGUCCUGGCUGUGCUGGUGCGGCUGGUGACGGGACAGGCACUUCGAGUGGAAUCCGGAGCAUCCUGCCUCCCUGUUCCCGGGUCAAUACUUGCACGGGCCUCCAUCUCCCCGCCGAGAGCAGCGACGCGCCGGGCUCCAGGCUGCUGCGGCAAGAUGUCGGUGACGUUUGAGGACGUGGCGCUCUACUUCUCCCCUGAGGAGUGGGCAAAGCUGUCGGGCUGUCAGCGGCAGCUCUACCGGGAGGUGAUGCUGGAGAACUACCAGAUGGUCGCCUCGCUGGGUUUUACUCUGCCAGGCAGCGUCCUGUGGAGAGUGUUCCUGAGAGAAAAUGGGAUGGGAUGAAAUAGCCCAUUUGAGAUGGAAGAGACUUACAGUGCUCAUCUAGUCCAACUGUGUGACCACUUCAGGGCUGACCACAAGCUGCAGCAUCUUGUUAAGGGCAUUGUCCAAAUGCCUCUCAAACAGGGACAGGCUUGGGGCAUCGACUGCCUCUCCAGGCAGCCUGUUCCAGGAUUUGACCACCCCCUCAGUACAGAAAUGCUUCCUCACAUCCAGUCUAAACCUCCCAGGCGCAGCUUUGAGCUGUUCCCAGGUGUCCUGUGUGCAGGAGAGUGGCCGAGGUGACGGGGGCGAGGCGAGAGGAGGCUGUAGGUGCAGGGAUGUGGGGGCUGAAGCCGCAGCCUGGCAGGGACAGGAGAGAGGAGCGGGGUG
Molecule: messenger RNA, 1112 nt
Organism: Columba livia (rock pigeon)
Lineage: Eukaryota; Metazoa; Chordata; Aves; Columbiformes; Columbidae
Product: zinc finger protein 28 homolog
Exons: 4
Coding region: 33-743 (236 amino acids)
Biological process (GO): regulation of DNA-templated transcription
Source: RefSeq, a predicted model, not a curated record